AUGAAAGUUCUCGAAGAAAGAAAUGCAUUUUUAAGUGACUAUGAAGUUUUGAAAUUCCUAACAGAUCUAGAAAGAAAACAUCUUUGGGACCAAAAGAGUCAGGCAGCGCUAAAGAAAAAUCGCUCAAAAGGUAAGCAAAACAGGCCUUAUAAUCAUCCUGAGUUGCAGGGUAUUACUCGCAAUGUGGUCAACUACCUCAGUAUAAACAAAAACUAUAUCAAUCAGGAAGAUGAGGGCGAGGACCGAGGAAGCAGCGAUGUAAAAGAUGCUGAAAAAUCCGGCGUAAGCAAAAUGAGCGAUGAAAGCUUUGCCGAGUUAAUGACUAAAUUGAAUUCCUUCAAAUUAUUCAAAGCGGAAAAACUACAAAUUGUCAAUCAACUUCCUGCCAAUAUGGUCCACCUUUACUCUAUAGUAGAGGAAUGUGAUGCAAGAUUUGACGAAAAGACAAUUGAGGAAAUGCUAAAAAUCAUCUCCGGCUACGCAUGA
Saccharomyces paradoxus is the source of this 486-nucleotide messenger RNA. It is a transcript of the gene RPC17, whose product is annotated as DNA-directed RNA polymerase III subunit RPC17. Gene Ontology annotation, biological process: transcription initiation at RNA polymerase III promoter. Bases 1 to 486 code for a protein of 161 amino acids. The record is from RefSeq and is a predicted model, not a curated record. The transcript has a single exon. Gene Ontology annotation, cellular component: RNA polymerase III complex. NCBI's taxonomy places the organism in Eukaryota, Fungi, Ascomycota, Saccharomycetes, Saccharomycetales, Saccharomycetaceae. Gene Ontology annotation, molecular function: nucleotide binding.